UGGGUAAUGAGCGACGCAUAAGAAGUACUUCGAUUUUUCAUGAUUUUCACGUGGCUAUACAACUGAACAGAUCCUAAAACGUACUCGUGUUUAGAACCACCUGCGCCCUGUCAAGUGCUGAGUAUCGCCGGUUAAAACUUCGCGAUGCGAAGUGAAAACCGCGAUAACGAAAAAUGGCUUUCAUCGAGGACACUUUUGUGAUUCUCGUAACACAGGUGGAAAUUCGUUUCCACUACAAGAUCAGUUUUAUCGAUACUUCCCGCACUGAUUAAGGUUAUAAAGAGAGUACGGUGCUCCAUACGUGUAUUUCAGAAUCGUGUGAAUGAUUAUUUCUUUAACAAAGUUUAAUGUAAAGCAUAAUAUAUAUAAAACUGGACGAAUAUUUUAUUUUGGUGAUCUAAUAACUUUCUUUACUACAUCCUCAAUCGACAUUGAUUCCUUGCGGAUUAUUAAUAUCUGUAUGAUAUUUUUACAUAUAAUACAUUCAUGAAAUUGUGAUUGAUUUGUGAAAUGUAAUUUUCUUCUUAGGAGGAUGGGUGUUCUUUGUGAAGAAAUUAUUCAGGGAUUAUGAAGUUCAUCAUAGACUAGUACAACUAAUUUUCUCUGCAACGUUUUCAUUGUCAUGUACCAUGUUUGAAUUAAUUAUUUUUGAAAUAGCAGGAGUGCUUGACUCAAGUUCUAGAUAUUUCCAUUGGAAUGUUGGCCUUUACAUGCUUCUGUUUAUGGUAAUAGUUCUGAUACCAUUUUAUAUAGCAUAUUUUAUUAUCAGUAAUAUCAGAUUUGUAAGACUGAAUCUAAUACAGCCAUUGACUAUUAUCAUAUAUCUUUUCUAUCUCUAUCUAUUCUGGAAAGUGGGAGAUCCUUUUCCAAUAUUAAGCCCCAAGAAAGGAUUGCUUUCUAUAGAGCAAGGUGUCAGUCGAAUAGGAGUUAUCGGCGUCACAGUAAUGGCCCUUUUGUCAGGUUUCGGGGCUGUAAAUUAUCCAUAUACUUCAAUGACUUACUUUAUGCGUCCAGUUUCUUACACGGACGUACAGUCUAUAGAAAAACGAUUGUUGCAAACUAUGGACAUGAUUAUUGCAAAAAAGAAAAGAAUUGCCUUAGCUAAAAAGGGUGAAGCCGAUGGACAAACCGAAACUCGAUCUCGAUUAUGGGGAAUGCUAGGUCCAUUAGGUGGUAUGAAGGGAAAUCAAGAAAGUAUCAAGCAAUUACAAAUUGAAAUUGCCGCUUUAGAGGAGUUAUCACGACAAUUAUUUUUGGAAGCGCAUGAUAUACAAAAUGCGAGAGAACGUCUAGAAUGGGCUGCUACUUGGCAAGGGAAAUAUUUUAAUUUCCUCGGUUAUUUCUUUUCUUUGUACUGCACAUGGAAAAUAUUCAUUUCCACAAUCAACAUAGUAUUUGAUCGAGUUGGCAAAAAAGACCCAGUGACUAGAGGAAUUGAGAUUGCAGUGCAUUGGAUUGGUUUUAAUAUCGAUGUCACGUUUUGGUCACAACACAUUUCUUUCUAUCUCGUCGGUUGCAUUGUUGUAACAUCCAUACGUGGAUUAUUGUUAACUCUGACAAAGUUUUUCUAUGCUAUAUCAAGCAGCAAAUCGUCAAAUAUUAUUGUACUUAUACUUGCGCAAAUAAUGGGUAUGUAUUUCGUAUCUUCCGUACUUCUUAUGCGAAUGAAUAUGCCAGCAGAAUACCGCAUUAUAAUAACGCAAGUAUUAGGAGAAUUACAAUUCAAUUUUUAUCAUAGAUGGUUUGAUGUUAUUUUCUUGGUAUCAGCGUUAUCAUCAAUAGUGUUUUUAUAUUUAGCUCAUAAACAUGCACCAACAGAACGCAUGUAACAAAAUAAAGGUACUUUUUAUUGAGAAAAAUCU
This is a messenger RNA of Pogonomyrmex barbatus (red harvester ant), 1862 nucleotides long. RefSeq names its product golgi pH regulator (gene GPHR). The record is from RefSeq and is a predicted model, not a curated record. Gene Ontology annotation, molecular function: voltage-gated monoatomic anion channel activity. Lineage: Eukaryota; Metazoa; Arthropoda; Insecta; Hymenoptera; Formicidae. Gene Ontology annotation, biological process: intracellular pH reduction. Gene Ontology annotation, cellular component: Golgi cisterna membrane.